This is a messenger RNA of Drosophila elegans, 4573 nucleotides long. Its product is annotated as putative fatty acyl-CoA reductase CG5065. NCBI's taxonomy places the organism in Eukaryota, Metazoa, Arthropoda, Insecta, Diptera, Drosophilidae. Bases 1140 to 3020 code for a protein of 626 amino acids. Gene Ontology annotation, cellular component: peroxisome. The record is from RefSeq and is a predicted model, not a curated record. The transcript is spliced from 11 exons. Gene Ontology annotation, molecular function: alcohol-forming very long-chain fatty acyl-CoA reductase (NADP+) activity. Gene Ontology annotation, biological process: long-chain fatty-acyl-CoA metabolic process.
UAGUUCAGUUCGAAACGGCCGACGAAGCGGACGCGUCGCUAAAAGAUCACGCAUAUAUACAUAUAUACAUAUAUGUGGUAGAUGGUAAAGAAAAGCAGUUAAAAAAGUUAAGAAAGCGAGCAAAGAACGAUCAACUCUCUCCCGCGGCGGCUCUCUAUCUCUCACGCGCUCUGCCUCUCUCCGUCGUUGGAUUUCUUUGCGCCUGCGCAACGGUCAAUCUUGGUCUUUACUCUCCCCGCUCUCUCUCGCGCUCUGCCGCAAAAGUGAAAAUAUUUGGAGAAAUUUCUUGGGAAGAAGCAGAAUUUCGGUCUGGAGUUUUUUAGUGUGUCAGAAGUGGGCAUUGGUAUCGGUAUCAUCGUAUCUGGCCUUGCCUGAAGUGUCAACAACGAAAUAAAGUAUCGUCUACGAAUAUAGUUUUCCGUUCUGUCGUACUCAGUUUUUUUCCAAGCGAACGACCUCUAAAACCCCCGCAAGUGCUUAAGUUCCGAUAUAACUCGAGACCAUAACAAACGAAUUCGCAAGCCCCAAUGUCAAUGACCUAAAUUCGGGGUUUCUCGGAAAAACCAAGUGGGAAAAAUCAAAUCAAGUCAAUGCAAACACGAGUUGCCGCAGCAUCUUCAGCGUCUUCUAUAAAAGCCAAUAGCGUCGGCUAUAAGUUUGUCUGACAAUUCAGCAGUGCACUCAAGCCUGGAAUUUGUCAUAAAUCGGUCUUGUUCACCCCACCCAAGCCACAGGAUACACCUGAGGACGACUAACCACUCUCCUGCUGAAUUCUUUUUGUACAAAACCCAAAGCAACCUCCAGGACAAGCGACUAAUGGAAACAUGGACAGACGUUCAUCGGCGACAGAAGGAAUUUCAACUAGCUUUUCGAAGGACUUAAUUGCAUAAAUUUAUAAGCACUAUUCAGCAGCUUCCAAAUAGGGAAAAUCAGAGAAACUAACUUCCAAACCGAAAGGAUUAUAAGGGAAAACUGCCCUUGGCAACUCGAGCGCACACUGCAAAUGACAAAGAACUGCUUCCUACUUUAAAUUAAGCGCAGGAUCCGUACCGCAGGAUAUAGAAAAAAGCACACAAAACAAAAACAAAACAAAACAAAAGAAAAAAAAAGAACACAAGCCAGGCAACAAACAAUCGAACAUGUCACACGCGGCAGCCAACAACAAAACGGAAACGGAAGCAGCCACAAACAGCAGCCUCAAACAGUCGCCCCCCCAGCCCGCAAAUAGUCACGAUGCCAAGCUGCUCAACGGCACCUUGGCCCGCACCAACGGACUAACCCAUGCCGCCAGCGCGGCCGUCAACUCCUCCUCCUCCGGCUACGGCAGUUCGAGUGCGGCCGGAUCCGGCGCGGGCUCCGGCGGAGCCACCUCCUCCGCAUCCUCAGCGGCAGUCGGACCGGGACCACCCUCCACGGCCCUGCCCUUGCCGCCGAGCAGCAAUGGCCUCCAGAUGCCGUACGAGCGGUUCCGGGCGGACGACUCCAGCUACGUGCCCAUCGGCCAGUUCUACGCGGGUCGCAGCGUCUUCAUCACAGGCGGCACUGGCUUCAUGGGAAAGGUGCUGGUGGAGAAGUUGCUGCGCUCAUGUCCGGACAUAAGGAAUAUAUAUCUACUGAUACGACCGAAACGCGGUCAAGAAGUGUCGGCACGUCUCACGGAACUACUAAAUGCACCGCUUUUCGAAUCACUGCGUCAGGAGAAGCCCAAGGAGCUCAGCAAAGUCAUACCCAUUUCGGGCGACAUAACUUCCGAGGAAUUGGGCAUUUCAGAAAAAGAUCAGAACCUACUGUGUCGCAAUGUUUCCGUUGUCUUUCAUUCGGCUGCCACUGUGAAAUUCGACGAGAAGCUCAAACUGUCUGUCACAAUCAAUAUGCUGGGCACGAAACGUCUCGUCGAGCUCUGCCAUCGCAUGCUGUCACUGGACGCACUUAUCCAUGUAUCCACUGCCUAUUGCAAUUGCGAUAGAACCGAUGUGUCUGAGGUUAUCUACGCACCGCCCUACAAUCCCGACGAUAUCAUUUCACUAAUCAACUGGCUUCCGGAGGAUAUACUCGAUCAGCUGACACCGCGCCUGAUUGGCAAGCGUCCUAAUACGUACACAUUUACAAAAGCCUUAGCGGAGCAUAUGUUACUUAAGGAGGCUGGUAAUCUGCCCGUUGCCAUUGUGAGGCCAUCGAUUGUGACCGCCAGUCUGAAUGAGCCUUUUGCCGGAUGGGUGGACAACUUUAAUGGGCCAACGGGCCUGGUUUCGGCGCUGGCCAAGGGCAUGUUCCGCACGAUGAUGUGCGAGAAGAACUAUGUGGCCGAUAUGGUACCUGUCGAUAUUGUGAUUAACCUGAUGAUUGCCGCCGCCUGGCGCACAGCGACCCGCAAGUCCAACAACCUACUCAUCUACAAUUGUUGCACCGGCCAGCGUAAUCCCAUCAUCUGGUCGGAGUUUGUCAAACACGCCAUGACGAGUGUGCGCAAGCAUCCCCUGGAGGGCUGCCUGUGGUAUCCGACUGGCGACCUGCGCAUGAACCGCCCCAUGAACACGCUGAACUGUAUAGCCAAACACUUUCUACCGGCCUACAUUCUGGACGGAGUGGCAAGAAUCAUGGGCAAGAAACCAUUCGUUGUCAACGUACAAAACAAAAUUGCCAAAGCUGUGGAAUGCCUGGAGUACUUCGCCACACGCCAAUGGCGCUUCAAGGACGACAACGUCCACGCCCUGCUGAACACAUUGAGUCCCAAGGAUCGCGAGAUCUUCGUGUUCGACGUGCGCCACAUCAACUGGGACAAGUACGUGGAGCGCUAUGUCCUGGGAUUCAGGGAGUUCCUCUUCAAGCAGCGCCCCGAAUCGCUGCCGGCCAGCAGAAAGCGCAUGCUCAGGCUCUACUAUCUGCAUCAGCUGACCAAACUGGUGGCGGUGCUGCUCACCUGGCGCUUCCUGAUGUCGCGCUCCAAGCGCUUGAACGACUUGUGGAGCUCCUUUCUGGAGAACGCGCUGAAGAUUGCGCGCUUGAUACCCUUUUUGUAAUUGUAAUUGUAAUUAAGUGCCGAGGGCGAUGUCCUUGGGAUGUGGAAGCUUGGAGACAGCAACUGCGGACAUAUGUAUAUGCGCUGGGAUGAUCUGGCAGGAUCUGCGAUGUUCUUCUUUUCUUUGCGAUUUCUAAAUGCUUUAACAUGGCGUACAUUUUAGAGGUUUUUAGCAAAUAGUUAUAUUCAUAUUUUUUAUAUAUGUUACAAAUGAGUAAACAACCAGCAGACGCCACAACAGCAACAGCAACAACAACAACACAUCCAAAUAACCACGAGAAAAGGAGCAUCAGCUAACUAACAGAUUAAAACAUUGACAUUAAAGCAUGGGGUAAUUAAAUGGCAUCAUCACAUUUAUUCAGGUGCAAUGCAAAUAUAGGUCAGGUGUGAGAGGUGUCGGUUGUUGUCUCCAAUUAUCUCUCUCCUUCUGCGAGAUUGUACAAUUUUGUGAAAUAAUUUAAACGCGCAAGGAGAAACCCAAAGUAGAAGUGAAUACCACCUUUUUGCAUAAAGAGAUAGUAGGGGAUCGAAGGAAUUAAUGGGCGGAUUCAUCGACAAUGUGAAGCAACUUGCAUGAAUUAAUACAUCCAAAACUAUAUAAAAAAGGAAAUUUCGAAAAGACAAACAAAAGCGAUUAAUUCAGCAAUGAUUGGAGAAGAGAGGAUAAAUGAAAUUAAAAGAAAUGGCUUGUUAUUGCUUUAAAAAUUACAUAAAAGUAACGUGAACUAUGCUAAUUAAUUAAUAUUAAUUAUAAAUAUUAUUACGUAAUGAGCGAACAUUGCAUAUAAAUAAUACGACAACAAAAACCAACAUUAUUUAUAAUUGAAUGUAGUUUUAACAUUUUUACAUUUACAAUUAAGUUUUCAAUUUAUAUAAAAACAAAGCAGAAGGAUCGGAAUUAUAUACGACAGGAGACAAAAUUCAGAUAUACAAAAUUCAAUUUAUGUAUAUGUAUAUGAGAAAAAGCGAAAAUACAAGCAAGAAAACUACAAAAAAAUCAUAAUGAUAAUAAAUUAAUGAAAACAAAAAUUAUAUUUAUAUAUAAACAUCAGAAACAUAAUUUCUUAGCAUUUGCAGCCUAAAACCUAAAUCUAAGCGUAGCCAGAAAAAGAGUUUCCAAAAAAUACAACAAACAAACUAUGAAUGAAGUUUUUUGAGACAAACGCAAUUAGAGAAACAUGAUUAUGAAAUUUAUAUUUAAAUGCGAUAAAUUAAACACAAAAAGCCGAUACACACAAAGACACACACACAAAUACACACAGAAACCAAGACACAUAUAGUAAGAACAUUCCAUCCAGUCAGUAGGAAAUCGGGUCAUUAACCAAUUCUUCCUCCACUUUGGACUUUUGCUUCCCGUCUCGUUUAAUCGAUAUGGGCCAGGUAAUAUUGGCCGGGUAACGGUUGCGGCCAGGAUAUAGUUCGUUCUCGGGUUCGUUUUCGUGCAAUUAUUAAAUAUCUUAUGUUAUGCCUAGAAUUUAUUAUGUUUUAUUUCUAAAUCGAUUUGUAAAUUGCAGUGCAUCAAUAAAAUACACUUCCAAAAUAAUAAUACAAAUA